Messenger RNA from Capsella rubella, 1721 nucleotides. Its product is annotated as probable polyamine transporter At1g31820. NCBI's taxonomy places the organism in Eukaryota, Viridiplantae, Streptophyta, Magnoliopsida, Brassicales, Brassicaceae. Gene Ontology annotation, biological process: transmembrane transport. Gene Ontology annotation, cellular component: membrane. The transcript is spliced from 2 exons. Gene Ontology annotation, molecular function: transmembrane transporter activity. Bases 106 to 1548 code for a protein of 480 amino acids. The record is from RefSeq and is a predicted model, not a curated record.
UGAGUUUUGUUUUCUUCUUUAAGCAUAUCUCAAUCUUUGCUAAUCUUCAGACGACGAAGAUCUUGAUACACUCUCGAUUCUCUUAAGAAGGGAAGGAACAUCAUCAUGAGAGACUAUAACAUGGAUAACUUUGGUUAUGCUAAUCUCGCUAACAACGAUGAUGAUGUUUCAUUGCCUAAAGCAGCAACCAAUUCGAUUCAGAAAGUUUCGAUGUUACCACUCGUUUUCCUCAUAUUCUACGAAGUCUCAGGAGGUCCUUUUGGUGCUGAAGGUAGUGUGAAUGCAGCAGGACCAUUAUUAGCUCUUUUAGGGUUUAUCAUCUUCCCUUUCAUUUGGUGUAUUCCUGAGGCACUAAUCACUGCAGAGAUGAGUACAAUGUUUCCAAUAAAUGGCGGUUUUGUGGUUUGGGUCUCCUCUGCUUUAGGACCCUUUUGGGGGUUUCAAGUAGGUUGGAUGAAGUGGCUUUGCGGGGUUAUCGAUAACGCUUUGUAUCCGGUUCUGUUCCUCGACUAUUUGAAAUCCGCAAUACCGGUUUUAGCUACUGGAUUGCCAAGAGUUGCGUCAAUCUUGAUCUUGACUCUGUUGCUUACUUACUUAAACUACAGAGGACUAACCAUUGUUGGCUGGACUGCUGUGUUUAUGGGAGUUUUCUCUAUGCUUCCGUUUGCGGUAAUGAGUCUGGUUUCGAUUCCGCAGCUGGAGCCGUCGAGAUGGCUUGUGAUGGAUUUAGGAAAUGUCAACUGGAACUUGUAUCUAAACACUCUUUUCUGGAAUCUUAACUACUGGGACUCGGUUAGUACACUAGCCGGUGAAGUGGCUAACCCGAAGCAAACACUUCCCAAGGCAUUGUCCUACGCUGUGAUCUUUGUAGCUCUUUCGAACUUCCUCCCUCUUUUGUCUGGAACCGGGGCUAUCCCGUUGGACCGCGAGUUAUGGACAGAUGGUUACUUAGCUGAUGUUGCUAAAGCCAUUGGUGGAGGAUGGUUGAGAUUAUGGGUUCAAGUGGCUGCAGCUACAUCAAACAUGGGAAUGUUUUUAGCCGAAAUGAGUAGUGAUUCGUUUCAGCUUCUAGGAAUGGCUGAACUCGGUAUGCUUCCCGAGAUCUUUGCGAAAAGGUCUCGUUACGGGACACCUAUGUUAGGGAUUCUGUUUUCAGCUUCAGGUGUGUUACUAUUGUCUGGAUUAAGCUUUCAGGAGAUUGUAGCUGCAGAGAAUUUGCUCUACUGUGGUGGAAUGGUUUUGGAGUUUAUAGCAUUUGUUAGGAUGAGGAUGAAGUAUCCUGCUGCAUCGAGACCGUAUAAGAUUCCAGUUGGAACAGUUGGUUCGGUUCUGAUGUGUGUUCCUCCCUUUGUACUGAUCUGUUCCGUUGUUGUUCUCUCUACUCUCAAAGUGGCUCUUGUGAGCUUUGUGAUGGUUACUAUUGGUUUCUUGAUGAAACCUUUUCUGAACUACAUUGAUCGUAAGAGAUGGAUCAAAUUCUCGGAUAGUUCUUAUUUGGCAGAGUUUCACAAGGAGAAUCUGAAAUUUGAAGAAUCUUUAUUACGUUAGGAGUAUUUGCAAAAGGUAAGAAAGCUUGGAAUCAUCUAGCCGAAACCAAUUGUCUUAUUUGUCUUCUGCUUGAUUGGUACAUUUUGUUAAAAUUCUUUGUUCUUUGUUUUAAGCACAACUUCACAAGAAGAUGUGUAAAUGUUGUAUUUUUUGUUUUGUUUUGGGAUGUAAAC